Sordaria macrospora k-hell is the source of this 1575-nucleotide messenger RNA. RefSeq lists its product as uncharacterized. Gene Ontology annotation, molecular function: homoserine O-acetyltransferase activity; L-serine O-acetyltransferase activity. The record is from RefSeq and is a predicted model, not a curated record. Lineage: Eukaryota; Fungi; Ascomycota; Sordariomycetes; Sordariales; Sordariaceae. Gene Ontology annotation, biological process: L-homoserine metabolic process. Gene Ontology annotation, cellular component: mitochondrion.
AUGCGGUCACAGAAACAGAUCGCCGCGUCACUGCGGAGGGCUUCGGCAGCCUUGUCCCACGCAUCUUCCAACUCCGCGACGUCACAAUCGUCCAGAACUGGUGUGGUAGCUGGACUGCGGUUAUCUCGACCUCAACCACAACAGCAACGAUGCCUACACGAACAGGCGCCCCGGCGUAGCGGUGCUUCCAACCCAGCUAUGGCCUUCCCAUGCCUUGACGCCCUCGAAACCCGGUCCGAAACCCUCAAGAAGCGCUCCGACUCGAGCGGCCCUGAGCCAUCCUAUGUUGCCGGUGCCACACAGACCUUCCAUUGCGACGAUCCCCUACUUCUCGACUGGGGUGGCAUGCUCCCCGAGUUCGACAUGGCCUACGAAUCGUGGGGCGAGAUGAACGCCGACAAGUCCAACGUUAUCUUAUUACACACGGGUCUUUCAGCCUCAUCCCACGCCCACUCGACGCCAGCCAACCCCCAGCCCGGAUGGUGGGAGAAGUUCAUCGGGCCCGGCCUGUCCCUCGACACCGACAAAUACCACAUAAUUUGCACGAAUGUCAUCGGCGGCUGCUACGGCUCAACGGGACCGAGUAGCAUCGACCCGGCCGAUGGCCAGCGGUAUGCCACCAGGUUCCCCAUACUUACGCUGGAGGAUAUGGUGCGGGCCCAGUUCCGUCUGUUGGACAACCUGGGAGUCAACAAGCUGUACGCUAGUGUAGGGUCCAGUAUGGGCGGCAUGCAAUCGCUCGCUGCCGGCGUGCUAUUCCCCGAACGUGUUGGACGGAUCGUCUCCAUCAGUGGCUGCGCCCGGAGUCACCCAUACAGCAUUGCGAUGCGUCACACACAGCGACAAGUCCUCAUGAUGGACCCCAACUGGAACCGAGGAUUCUACUAUGACAACGUCCCUCCACACGCUGGCAUGAAGUUGGCGCGCGAGAUUGCGACCGUCACGUACCGGUCAGGUCCGGAGUGGGAGCUGAGAUUCGGCCGUAGGAGGGCAGAUCCCAGCAAGCCACCCGCUCUUUGCCCGGACUUCCUUAUCGAGACCUACCUGGACCACGCGGGAGAAAAGUUCUGCCUGACCUACGACCCCAACAGUUUGCUGUACGUCAGCAAGGCCAUGGAUCUCUUCGAUCUUGGUCAAUCAUGCCAAAAGGCGGCGGCCGUCAGACGGGCUGAGCGGUUGGAGUCGAUCAAAAAGGGAGUGUACGCAUCGAAUGGAAACGCGUCCUGCAGUUUGACGCUGCCGGACAAGCCCUACGAGGAGCAAGUCGAGUCUGCAGGCGAGGUACAGCCCGAUAGCAAGUCGGCCGCCCGGUCAGACUCGUCCAACAAGCCACCCGAGGAUUUGAUCCAGGGUUUGUCUGCCUUGCGGGACCACCCGGCGCUGGUCAUGGGUGUGGCCAGCGAUAUCCUGUUCCCGGCAUGGCAGCAGCGCGAGAUUGCCGAUGCGCUGAGGUUGACCGGAAACCGGAACGUGGCGCAUUACGAGCUGAACGAAGAGCAGAGCAUGUUUGGUCAUGACACGUUCUUGUUGGACGUGAAGAAUGUGGGAGGAGCUAUCAAGAACUUUUUGCAAUAA